Messenger RNA from Brassica napus (rape), 3527 nucleotides. RefSeq lists its product as uncharacterized. The transcript has 3 exons. Lineage: Eukaryota; Viridiplantae; Streptophyta; Magnoliopsida; Brassicales; Brassicaceae. Bases 1533 to 2195 code for a protein of 220 amino acids. The record is from RefSeq and is a predicted model, not a curated record.
CAACCUGGAGAUAUUCAUUUUAUUUCAUUCCUUAUCCGCGGGUUCGAGGCACAUCAGCAAACGAUUGGUGGGCAUGUACGAAAGUUGUGCCUAGAGGGGUUCGAGAAACUUCUGAAGAUGCUCUUACUGCGCUACAAGAUGAUACACACGACCAAGUUGUUGCACCAAGUGAAAUGUUACGAUUUGAAACUUAUGUUGUGGAAGAUGAUUCAGAUUAUGAUUCUACGCCGGUUGUUCCGCCCAAUGACGAAUAUGUUUCUGAAGAUGAGUUAGAACCGGCAUGUACCGAUUCUGAUUCAGGGUCUGAUUCAAGUUCUUAGUGUUUUAUUAUGAUUGUAUAAUAUCAUUAAGUUCUUAAUAUUUUGUAAGAUAUAUGAAUGUAUAAUAUAAUUAAGUUCUUAAAGAUUUGUAAAAUAUGUGAAUGUAUAAUAUAAGUUUUUAGUGUUUUGUAAGAUAUAUGAAUGUGCAAUAUAAACCCUAUUUAAUCUUAAUAUUUUUUCCGGAAAACACUAAACUCUAUCUAUAAACUCUAAUUUUUCUAAUCAAAAUAUUAACUUUAUCUAAACCUUUUAUAUAAAACCUAAUUAUUUUCUAAUCAAAAUCUAAACCCUAUUUAUAAACCUAAUUAAACCUAUUUUUUUUUAUCAAAACGUAAACCUUACCUAUAAACCCUAUUUAAACCCUAAUUAACCCCUAAAUUUCUAAACCUUCGAUUCCCUCCAAAUCCCUCUAAAUUUCUAAACCCAAAAUUAAUUCCCUCUAAAAUUCUAAACCCAAAUUCAAUUCCCUCUAAAAAUUUAAGCCCAAACCCAUUUUCUAUACUUAGACAAAAUAUCCCUAAUUUCCUAAAGACAAACCUUUCUUCUCUCUCUCCCGUGUCUCGACUCUUCGAGCUCUCAUCUCUCUCGAUCUCUCUAAUCCCUCGAUCUCAUCUCUCUCUUGAUCUCUCUAAUCCCUCGAUCUCUCUUAUAGCUCUCUCGUUCUCUCUCAAUCUCUCGUCUUUCAUGCCUAAUUCCUCCGCAAACGCAUCCAACGACCGUCGUCGUUCUCGCCCUCCAGGCUUGAAUCUUGAAGGUAAGGUCUCAAUUUCUCUGUUUAUUGAUUAGGGUUUCGAUUUAGGAUUCUCUUUCGGUUUUUAUUAGGGUUUUGAUUUGGGUUUCAAAUUAGGGUUUAGGUUUGGGAUUCGCUUUCAAUUUGGGUUGCGGUUUCAGUUAGAGUUUGUAUUGCAAUUUCGGGUUUCAAAUUAGGGUUACGAUUUAGGUUUCAAAUAAGGGUUUCGAUUUGGGUUUAGGUUGGGUUUCAAAUAAGGGUUUCGAUUUGGGAUUCGCUUUCAAUUUGUUCUGCGGUUUAAAUUUGGGUUUCUAUUUGGGUUUUGAAUUGGGUUUCGUUUAGGGGUUUGGUGUUGCUGUUGAUUUUGAGUAGGGUUUUGAUUUAGUGUUUUCUUUUCGGUUACAAGUUAGGCUUUUCAGUUUUUCAAUCUUAACGCUUCUUCUGUUUCUCUUUCUGCAGAUGUAAGAAACGUGAGACCGCAAAUGAGAGCCGCUUCAAUGCCUCCUGGUAGGACUCCUGCUUCUUCUCAACCAACAAGACCUCCUGGAGUGGUCGGCUCUUCAACUUCAUCUGCGGCUCCUCCUCCUCCUCCUCCUCCAACCUAUGCGACGAGAACAGAAGAGGCGCUGCUACGUGCUCCAACCCGAAUUAAUCAGCCACACCUCCAUCCUGAUAAGAUCAAUGGAGCAUUGUGGAUCGGAGUUGAUCCUGAAGUCCAUGAGUUUAUAAGAGCAACAUGGCAGGGAAACUUCUGGGGGCCGUGGCAAAGCUGGUUAAAGGUUCCAGUGGAGAAGAGAACAAGUUGGUGGCACUCUUUCAUUCAACAAUACUACUGGGAAGACCAAUUUCAUGAUGAAAUCUACUACAAAUGGAAGCUUCAGACUCAAGUGACUAUCUGCGGACGCAUCAGCCAGAAAAGACAAAAGAACAAGCAGCCAAGUUACAUCAGCGCUACUGACUGGGAAACAAUCCUUGCGAAUUGGUCCAUAGCUGAAGCAAAAGCCAAGAGCCAAUCAGCAGCUGAAUCUCGUUGUGCUGCUCCUCCAGGGCUGAAGAUGCACGUCCAUGGUGCAGGACCACGCACCUUCGCAAAUAUUGCGUAUAACAUGGUCAGCUUACCAUCUCUCAUUCCCAUUUCUAUUUAAUUCCUUCCUUUAACUGCUAAUUAUCUAACUUUCUCUUCUUCCCUUUGUUGUAGGUUGUUGAAGAAGGUCUGGAGGGACCAGUUUCAUAUCCCGACCUUGUGAGGAAGACUCACUUCCGCAAAGAUGGGACCUUCCUUGACGAACGAGCAGAGGCACUGGUUCUGGAGGUUGAGCAAGCGGUUGAAGAGAUGCUACAAGAUGGAUCUCCUCUUGGAGAUAGCCAAACUGACUCAACGGCUGCCACAAGCACUUCAAAGCGCCUUCUCCUAAACGAAGAAUACAUCAAGGUAAUAAUCUCUUCUGCUCAUUGUCUUAGUAUUGUUCUCUGUAUAUUCAAAGCGCCUUCUGCUAUAUAUUUAUGACUGAUUGUUCUUGUGUCUGUAUAUUUAAAGCUAAUUGUCUUGUGUUUGUAAUUUUCAGCGUGGACAGACACGCAGGGGCACCAUCUAUGGUCUUGGCAAUCUUCAGUACAAGAACAAGUGUCCUUCUGAGUCUGUCCCUGCUGCACUCAAGCGAGGCAUAAACAUGGAGAUGCGGGUUUCUGGCUUGGAGACUCUCACACAGGAAAUCAAGUCUGAUGUUAAUGCUUUGAAGACUGACUUCAAUGAAGGCACAGCUCAAACUCAGUCAACUCUCAACAUGAUUCUGCAACUUCUUCAGCCUCAAGCUUCUGCUGCGCAAGCAAGUCAGUCUCAGCAUCACUCUCCCUCUCAUUCUGCAGCUCCAACUCACGGUCAAGCUCAACCUGAAGAUCACGGUCAAGCUCCAACUCCACCUCACGAUCAGCCUCAAGCUCCAGGUGAUGCACAACCUCAACAUCUCAUCACCACUACCAAUUUGGCUUUAGAUAGGUGGUGUAAUGAACUUGGAUUGUAGGUGUAGAUGUGGCAGUUUAUGUAUUAUGGUUUCUUGUUUUGAACCUUUUGAAUGUUUGAAUGUUUGAAUGUUUUGUGGAUCUUUUGAACUUUGUUAAGCUAAUGUAAUAUAUUCCCUUUCUGUUCUUGCUUCUUCUUUAUAUUGUUUAGAACCAAAACCAAAUAGGAAAAUCGGACCAAAAGGAAACAAAUGAAAACUUUGUUUCCAUUUUAUUUCGUUGCAAUAUGCGAAGAUGCUACGAAUAUUAACGUAGCAAAACGUAGCAAGAUGCUACGAAUAAUAACGUAGCAAAACGUAGCAACUUGCCACGUUUCUUUUUGUAGCAAAACGUAGCAAGAUGCUACGAAUAAUAACGUAGCAAAACGUAGCAACUUGCCACGUUUCUUUUCGUAGCAAGGUCGUAUCAAUUUGCUACGAUUUUGCUACGAUACAAAAAUGGCUACGAUCGUAUAGCUA